CAAAUCUGUUAUCUAAAAGCGAUUGUAAGCACGCUUUGCAUUCUCUUUUUUUGAGUGAGAGAGAGAACACACUUGUCUCAUUGCACCCAUUGAGAAACAGACAUUCGGCGAGAUUCUGCUGGUGGGAAGCACUCCAGCUGCAAGGCGCAUUCCGUGCUUAGAGCAGUAUCGACCGUUCGAUAUUGCCUACGGUAGUCAUCAGACGUUGAGCCAGCAAUACAGACUACCGGAACAUUGCAUUCCGAUCCUCCUUGACAUCGCCGUCAGCCCACCUUUGCCAAUCGAUCUCUGUGGACUAGCGUGAGACAUGAGCGGCGACAAUCCCCAUCUCAAUGGAACCGGUGAAGGGUCGAACGGAUCUGAAGACGUAGAGAUGAAGGAGCAAUCACAGAGCACCAAAAAGAACUCAAAGCAGAACAAGGACAAGGAUGGCGAUGAUGAGAUGACUGUGGUAGUGCCACCCUUCAAGGGUGCAACUCCGACUGCGCCGACCAAAAAAACCGAUGCGGAUCUUGCAAACGGCGCAACAGGCGAAGAUGCUACGACAGUGGAUGAAGUCCCCGUUGAUCCACAAGAAAAGGCCAUCGCAGACAUCAAGGCAAACCUCCCAUUGCUCGAGCGUGCGGUCAGCCAGUUUGACCCUCGAUUCAGUCUUAGAGUCCUUCGCUCAAUAUCUUCGGUCAGAAAACAGCUCAAUGCGUAUAUCCUGGCUACUGUUGUCAUCGAAAGCUAUCCCACCCCCACAGCCACAGCCAUGUCGCUUUUGAGUGCUGUCAAGGAUGAUCCAUCCUUUCCUAGUCAAAAGGUGGAAACUUGGCAUAGUAGAAAAGAUGCGCAAACAGGCCCUACAAAGGAAAUCCUGCCCGAAGUCGAUGUGUACCUCUCGAUUCUGGUCCAAGUCUAUCUUUACGACAAGAAGCGGAUUGAUGCCGGCGUCCAGUUCUCCAGUGCUCUUGUUGAACACCUCCGCACUUUGAACAGAAGGACCCUAGAUUCGUUGGCAGCUCGAGUGUAUUUCUAUUAUGCACUUUUCUUUGAAGAAACGGCACCACUACCACCCUCUCCGGCUGCCGCUGUCAUCUCAAUUCGCAAACCUCUCUUGGAUGCUUUAAGAACUGCCACAUUGCGGAAGGAUCAAGAUGUCCAAGCUGCUGUGACAACAUUACUUUUGCGCAACUAUCUAUCUACCUCGCACGUCACACAAGCCGACCUAUUGAUCUCGCACGCUAAAUUUCCGACUACUGCCGCCAACAACCAGAUUGCUCGUUACCUGUACUAUCUUGGUCGCAUUCGAGCCAUUCAAUUGUCUUAUACAGAAGCCCAUGAUCACCUCACAAGUGCAACUCGAAAAUCACCCUCUUCUUAUAAGGCAAGCGGGUUCUAUCAGGCUUCUACGAAACUCCUCAUUGUGGUCGAGCUGUUGAUGGGCGACAUUCCAGACCGAGCAAUCUUCCGUCAGCCAAGCCUUGAAAAAUCCCUACAGCCGUAUCUUCAGCUUGUUCAAGCUGUGAGCUCUGGGGAUGUGAUUGGUUUCCAAAACCUAGUCCAGCGAUACAAUGCGACCUUCAGAAAAGAUGAUACAUACACGCUUAUUUUGCGGCUCCGACAGAAUGUGAUUAGGACAGGCAUCCGCAUGAUGUCCUUGUCGUAUGCUCGAAUCUCACUACGCGAUAUGUGUCUGCGACUCGGUCUCGACAGCGAGGAAUCUGCCGAGUACAUUGUUGCCAAAGCAAUUCGAGAUGGGGUCAUUGAAGCUAGUCUCGAUCAUGAGCGUGGCUACAUGAAGAGCAAGGAAGUGGGUGAUGUGUAUGCCACAAGAGAGCCUGGAGAUGCCUUCCACGAGCGCAUUCAAGCCUGUCUGGUCCUACACGACGAAAGUGUCAAGGCCAUGCGUUUCCCCAUGAAUCAGCACAGACUCGAGCUCAAGAAUGCCCAGGAAGCACGCGAGCGCGAGCGAGAGCUUGCAAAGGAGAUUGUGGAAGGGGAGAUGGACGACGAUGAUGCCCCUGGUGGUGAUUUUGAGGGGCUGUGAUCGCUAAUGCUAGUAUCUUGUAACGCAUUCGAGAGAGUAGGGAGCUUGAGGUAUCGCCCGGCCGGGGCAUGCAGAGAGGAAGGGAUCGUAUCAGAGGCCGUCCUGCAGUAUCAUAUAUCUGGAGCUUGGUUGCAAUACUCGGAGUUCAAGGGUACCAAUGCCCAAGCGGAUUUGGUCUUCGGGGCUAGAGAGCAGUGUCGUCACAGCGACCACCAUUCUUAAAGGCAGUGUCCAUGUACUAUUACUGCCCUGCAGGUCUUGUAAUGUCUUUGUCUUUUGUUCGACCUUUCCUGCGGUGUUCUAGUGACCAGAUGACCAGAGUUCCUUAUUCUGUGAUCGGGCAGUACAACUUCACAUACAGGCACGGCACAUGAUAUCGUAUAGGUGUGAUUUCAGCGUGAAGGAUCGGAG
Molecule: messenger RNA, 2443 nt
Organism: Exophiala oligosperma
Lineage: Eukaryota; Fungi; Ascomycota; Eurotiomycetes; Chaetothyriales; Herpotrichiellaceae
Exons: 3
Coding region: 308-2032 (574 amino acids)
Biological process (GO): ubiquitin-dependent protein catabolic process; regulation of protein catabolic process
Cellular component (GO): proteasome regulatory particle, lid subcomplex; proteasome complex
Molecular function (GO): enzyme regulator activity
Source: RefSeq, a predicted model, not a curated record